Molecule: messenger RNA, 618 nt
Organism: Lineus longissimus
Lineage: Eukaryota; Metazoa; Nemertea; Pilidiophora; Heteronemertea; Lineidae
Product: large ribosomal subunit protein mL66-like
Exons: 5
Coding region: 1-576 (191 amino acids)
Biological process (GO): mitochondrial translation
Cellular component (GO): ribosome; mitochondrial small ribosomal subunit
Molecular function (GO): small ribosomal subunit rRNA binding; structural constituent of ribosome
Source: RefSeq, a predicted model, not a curated record
AUGGUGGUAUCAUUGCUGAAAUUUACCCGUUUUUCGGGUGCAAUAAAAGUCAUUGAAAAUGUGGCUAAACUACAUAAUUUUGAUGGCAAACUCGGUUUAGUAAAAUGUACAAGUUCUAACCUUUCUAAUAAGGUCUCCUUUAGCACAUCUAAUCGCUGCAAUUUGAAAGAAAUUGUAAAGAAAGAACAAAGUGGUGUCACAGUGGUUGAAGGAAGAUAUGUUGGCUCUCCUAGAUCUGAUUAUGUAGCACCACACUUAAAAAGUGAAGAACACCAAGGAGCCUGUCCACUGUGUCGUCUCAACCUCAAUGUAGAUUACACGGAUGUUCUUAUCCUCAGCCAGUUUUUGGAUCCAAGUGGAGAAGUGCUUCCACGGGAGAUAACUGGACUGUGUCGCAAGCAACAUGGCAAAGUGGAGUUUUUAGUCGAAAGAUCAAAAAGAGCUGGUCUCAUGUCAAACUACCCAACACCACCACUUGCCAACCCAAAAUGGACACCAAGACCUUACCUUGAUAGGAAGUAUAAGGUGUUUUACAAGAAAAGAAGACCACAAAGGAUUCCAGUCUACCAAGAUUGAUGUGUAUAAUGUAUAUACUGUGAUGGAAAAAUAAAGUUGUAA